AUGGUUCAUAAAAGCGAUCUUGUUGUGAUAGUGCUAGUCUUUGCCGUUUCGUUCAAUAAUGCAGCAGGACGAAGUUUGGACCGUCCUAGGCGGGAAGUGGUGACAGAUGGAAUCGAGGUAGAACUGUCCACGUCCGGUGAGCAAAAUCGAGCAGCAAUUCCGGUGAUCAGCGACAUACAGCGGGUAGAGAAAAUAGCUGAUCUUUUGAUAUCGAUCGGUGAACAUGUGAUACCUGCACUGCUGGACGGUUUAGCCGAACAGGUCACGGCUGCUGCACCAGAAAGAAGGUUUCUACAUCACGUGGACAAAACCUCUCCAGAACAAACAUUGUAG
Messenger RNA from Anopheles maculipalpis, 333 nucleotides. RefSeq lists its product as uncharacterized. The record is from RefSeq and is a predicted model, not a curated record. The transcript has 2 exons. Lineage: Eukaryota; Metazoa; Arthropoda; Insecta; Diptera; Culicidae. Bases 1 to 333 code for a protein of 110 amino acids.